AAAAUCUUUUUCCUAUUUUAUUAUUAUUUAUUCCUACCAGACAUUGGACCGUUGUUUCCUAGAAAGCACGAACCAACCAAAGAGAAAUCAAGAUAGCAAAAAAGGACAAAAAUCUGGAUUGGGCCAGAAAGAGCUAAUAAACUGGGCCAGAAGAUACCGGUUUGGCCCUUGACAAACAUUUUUCUCUCAACUGAACUUGAAUGUAGCUCAGAACCGGAACGAAACUAGGAAGAAAAUCCCGUCAGAUAGCGACAAUAUCGAGAUAAAAGCAAUCAAUUUCAAGUCGAUUCUCAGGGUCAGGCAGGCUCUUGAUGUGAAUUAUGAGAUUGAUAUUUGGAUAUUCCAUUUAUAAGAGUUAAUUUUGGUAAUUGGUAUACAACGUUUUGAUCUUUCUGGAAAGAUUGCGACUUUGGGAGCUAGUUUGAUUCAUUAAUGGCUUCAAAAGAAAUGACAAGUAAACUCUGGAGAUGGGGUUUAGGUUUGCUAUACAUAUUUGCUGUUGCGGCUAUCUGGAUAGCUGCUAGUUUUGUGGUACAGUCUGUGGUUGAUGCAGGUGUUUCACCAUUUCUUAUAACAUACAUUUGUAAUUCGUUAUUCGUUGUUUAUAUUCCCUUGGUUGAAAUCGGGCGGUAUCUAGAAGAUAAUUAUGGAAGUUUAAUGUUCUGGAGAAAUAAAAAGAGCAGUCCUUUACAAGAGUUGGGAGAAUCAGAGAAAGCUAUCCUUCUUGGAGAGGGUGUUUUAGAUGCAAAAGCUGAUAGAUCAAAUCAAUUCUCCCUUGCGGAAGAGGGUGAAAUUAGUCAUGAGAAAGGGGAUAGUUCACAGUUGGUCUCCUAUGAGCUUACUAGGACUUUGUCCAGUCAAAGUGAAGUUGCUCACAUGGACUUAGAUGCAAAGGGGCGAUGGACACGCACCAGAGUAGCUAAAGUUAGCCUUUUGAUAUGCCCAUUUUGGUUUCUGGCUCAGCUGACUUUUAAUCUCUCAUUGAAGUAUACUACUGUUACGUCUAACACCAUCCUAAGCAGUGCCUCCAGCCUUUUCACAUUUUUGGUCUCUUUAGCAUUCUUGGGUGAGAAGUUCACUUGGGUAAAGCUUGUCAGUGUCAUUCUUUGCAUGGCAGGAACUAUUAUUGUCAGCUUGGGUGACUCAAGCAACUCCAAGAAUUUAAGUGUAAUUGCUUCAAACCCAGUUCUCGGAGACAUUUUGGCUCUUCUCUCAGCUGCUCUGUAUGCUGUAUAUGUUACACUUAUCCGUAAAAAGUUGCCUGAUGAUGAUGAAAAGAGUGGUCGUGCCAGCAUGGCACAAUUCUUGGGAUUUCUAGGGCUUUUCAACCUAUUUAUAUUCCUUCCUUUUGCUCUUGUACUCAAUGUCACCAAACUAGAGUCUUUCAACACACUAUCUUGGAAGCAGUUUGGCCUGAUUAUGGGAAAAGGUUUGUUGGACAAUGUGCUGAGUGAUUAUUUAUGGGCAAAAGCUGUUCUUCUCACCACAACAACAGUAGCAACAGCUGGUCUUACUAUUCAAGUGCCAUUGGCAGCAGUAGUCGAUACACUAAUUGGCAAAGCUCCUCAUCUCAUGGAUUAUCUUGGAGCUAUUGCUGUGAUGAUUGGUUUUGCAGGCAUCAAUAUCCCUUCUGAUAUUUUUGGCAGAUCUAAAGAAGCUACUCUUGAAUUAGAAAAUGAAAAUGUUAGUUCAACUAAUCAAGAGCAUACCUCAUCAACUAGCCAAGAAACAGUUGUCACUAACUAACAUGUUGCUGUUGCUGCUGUAAAUUACCACAUACCAGCCAUUUCUAGUUAAGGUAAUUCUUUUGAACAUAUAUAUGACUAUGAAUUAAGGGCAUUUAAGAUUUGGGACCUGCCUUGAACCUACAUUUUUUUUUUUGGUGCUUUAUAUAUUCUAUAAAAAAAAAGUUUAGAUUCUCAAGAUAUAUGCAUUUGCACAUUAUUGUCUCCUUUUUUUCUUGUUUUGUAAUGAAAAGUUUAAGGUAAGGGGAGACUUCUGCAGUCCAAGGCCGAGAUAUACUGCAGGCUUCAGAGAAGACUUAUAUUAAUUAGAUUUACAGGUCACCCAUUAAAAGAGAUUAUUGGCAACAGGAAUUCAACUUGAAUUUUACAAACAAAGUAUUCGAUAUUUACCAACUUGACCAACUUCCAGUAGCACAUUAUUUUUCUAUUUCAAUACGCUGAUAUUGGCAGCCAAGUUUGGUGUCAAAUAGUCACAAAGUCCAACUUCUCACAAAUUACGUGAAAAUGGAGAAACAUAAAUCCAUGGAUAUUUAUUUUUUAUGAAUAUUCAACCACCGAACAGUGGAUCACUUUAUUGUUUCUCUUAUUUCCAUGGAUAUAUAACAACUUGUGCAUCUACGAAGUAUUUUCUACGAGCAAUGGUUGUCCGCUAAAGCAAAAACUUAUUGUUGUCUUUUCUCUCUCCCUCCAUCAGGGUCGUCACGAAGAUGAUGAAGAAUGAGUACUUAAGAAUUAGUCCUUGCGCAGUUGCUGUACAGCAUUAACGUAUAAAAUCAAAAUCAAGAGUAGUGCAUCCAUUUCCAGCACAUUCGAAUACAUACGUGCACUGUAUUUAUUCAACCCUGUUCCAUCCAAGUUGAUUUUGGUUUGCAAGGCUUUUACAUGUAGUACAU
Messenger RNA from Durio zibethinus, 2638 nucleotides. Its product is annotated as EamA-like transporter family. The record is from RefSeq and is a predicted model, not a curated record. Gene Ontology annotation, cellular component: membrane. Lineage: Eukaryota; Viridiplantae; Streptophyta; Magnoliopsida; Malvales; Malvaceae.